AUGUGGGCACCAAUUGACCCAAGCAGUCCAAACGCAGAUUCAUGCGUAGAGUGUGUAGUCGGAACAUACCCCAUAACGGAUAAAGACUUCCCAUACGACAUCUCUUCAGUGCGCUUUCAGUAUAGCUACCGAAAAGACACAGUCAGCAUUUUAGAUAUAAACAGCAGGGCAAUUGAAUUGAAUGUGUCAGUGGGGUACAUACGGGUGCGGAAUAAAAUGACAUACCAGGAGUAUGCAGACAUGGUCUUCCAGCAGAUAGAAAGCGUGCUAUCCGGCAAGCCCGUUGUAGAAAUAGAGAUGAAGCCAAAGGAGCAGAAAGCUGUGCACCUAGACAUAGCCAGCACCCCUAUUAAGGAAGGAAACUACAUUUCAUUUAAGUAUAUAGCAAAACACGUGCAGGCAUUUAAAAUUAAUAAAGCAGUUCUCUCUGUAUUCUGCAAGCGGUGCAAUACUUUAAAUAUAAAGACAGUGGGAGGAGAUGAUAUGGACAUAAAGAAGAAUACAAAGACCAGGUUUAACUGCAUUAAAUGCACUGGCCUUCUGACAAUUGACAGCUCCUUUCAUUUGAUUGUGCCAGAAGGCGAAAAUAGAAAUAAUAUCAUGCGGCUUGAGUGCUCAGGUCUAUAUAACGCGUCCAUACGCUCGCUUGCAAUAAAUUGUAUUUGCAGCGAAUGCAGUGCAGUGUCUCUUCUGGAUCUAAACAAAAAACACCAGUGCUCUUGCGGGUGCAUGCUAGAGGUGAUGCAGGAUAGAUCAAACCCGUUUAUGGAAGUUAUACACCAGAAUCUCACAUCUCGCAGUAUGCCUGCAAAGGGGGACGUUCCUGCUCUUUUGAAAACUGGAGGAACCUGCGAGCACUACAAGAAAUCUAGUAGAAUAUUCAUAUUUCCAUGCUGCAACACAAGAUAUGCUUGCGAUGUGUGCCAUAAUAAGCACGAGUCGCAUGCUGCAGAGAGAGCUUCACGGAUGAUAUGCGGAAAGUGCGGUGUUGAAGGGCCUGUUAGCCCUGUCUGUGGGAGCAGCAUAUGUAAAGCCUCUCUUACCGGCAAAGCAUCUUCAUUUUGGGAGGGAGGCAAAGGAUCCCGUAAUAAGGUAACAAUGUCCAGAAAGGAUUCAAAGAAAUACUCAAAAUAA
This is a messenger RNA of Nematocida ausubeli, 1134 nucleotides long. RefSeq lists its product as uncharacterized. The transcript has a single exon. The coding region runs from base 1 to 1134 and encodes 377 amino acids. Gene Ontology annotation, molecular function: zinc ion binding. Lineage: Eukaryota; Fungi; Microsporidia. The record is from RefSeq and is a predicted model, not a curated record.